GUGCGUUGACGGUCAAAAACACAGCGUGUCUUCCCAAAAACAACAAACCCUACGGAAUCUCCGCCACCCACCACUUGUCGCCUUCCUAUUCGACCUCUCUCUCCUCCUCGCCUUCUCCGUUUUUUAAACUCUAUUUCCCUUCUCAUUUUUUACAUCGUCACUCACACCUGCAGCGACUCUUUCUCUUUUGUUCGUCCAUCGAUCCCUCUCAGCGAAUCGUUGUAAAGAGUUAAUAUUUAGAUUGAUAUAGAAAAAAAUGUCGCCUACUGAAACAUCCCGUGAGGAAAAUGUCUACAUGGCCAAAUUGGCUGAACAGGCUGAACGCUAUGAGGAAAUGGUGGAGUUUAUGGAAAAGGUAGCAAAGACCGUGGAUGUUGAGGAGCUAACCGUGGAGGAAAGGAAUCUUCUAUCCGUAGCUUACAAGAAUGUAAUAGGGGCUAGGAGGGCUUCAUGGAGGAUAAUCUCUUCAAUUGAGCAGAAGGAAGAGAGCAGGGGAAAUGAGGAUCAUGUCACCAUCAUUAAGGAAUAUAGGGGUAAGAUCGAAUCAGAGCUGAGCAAGAUUUGUGAUGGGAUAUUGAGCCUCCUUGAGUCACAUCUCAUUCCCUCUGCCUCAUCUGCCGAGUCUAAGGUGUUUUAUCUUAAGAUGAAGGGAGAUUACCACAGGUAUCUUGCUGAGUUUAAGACUGGGGCAGAGAGGAAGGAAGCUGCCGAGAGCACUUUGUUGGCUUAUAAGUCUGCUCAGGAUAUUGCUCUUGCUGAACUGGCUCCUACUCACCCAAUAAGGCUUGGGCUUGCCCUUAACUUCUCCGUAUUCUACUAUGAGAUCCUUAACUCACCUGACCGUGCUUGCAAUCUUGCAAAGCAGGCUUUUGAUGAGGCUAUUUCUGAGCUUGACACAUUGGGUGAGGAAUCUUACAAGGACAGUACAUUGAUCAUGCAACUUCUCCGGGACAAUCUGACACUAUGGACUUCUGAUAUCACGGAUGAGGCUGGGGAUGAGAUCAAGGAGGCAUCAAAACGUGAAUCAGGCGAAGGACAACCACAGCAGUAAUGAAUUAAAAUUUGUAGGAUAUGUUUACUCUGUACUUCUUUCUUGUGACCUCCGCAUAGAUGCGAUGCUGGUUGUUGUAGCUGGAUUUGCAUAAUGAAAUUGGUAAAUCCUGAGUGCUGAUCUGAUGCUACUUGGGAUUGAGGUAAUUCCAUAGAUUAUCAAGCUUCUGCUGUUGAUGUUAAGAAUUCAUGUCUGUAUUCUUAUUGCUUGACCAUGUAAUAGUGUUGGAACUAGGGGUUCGAACCUUCCAACUUACAUAUAACAUCAAGUGCAAGAAAAUUGUUGGGUGUUAUUGUUCUUUGUAUGAUGAAAUAUUGGGUGGACCCUUUCUCCAUCUUUUGUUUUUAUCGCUUACUCGAAAUAUUGAAUUGAUUUAGUGGUUCUUGAA
Messenger RNA from Jatropha curcas, 1439 nucleotides. Its product is annotated as 14-3-3-like protein A. The record is from RefSeq and is a predicted model, not a curated record. Lineage: Eukaryota; Viridiplantae; Streptophyta; Magnoliopsida; Malpighiales; Euphorbiaceae.